AUGGACACCACACCACCUUUGGCGGCCUCUCCAAUGACGGAGGAUGUGCUACAGCAAAUUUUCUCGUCCGACCAAGACAUGUAUCCGGCUCCUCUGACCUACGCGCGUCUGCAGAGUUGGGUCACUGCUAGCCCCCAGCUGUCGCAAAGCUUUUACUUGUUGGACCAACCUGGAAGCAAAGAGAAUCGCAAGAGAGACGUAGUUGCAGGCGUCCUCAUUGCUCUUCCCUUGCGAGAAGCGCCGUGGCAGGAUUUGCUGGUGGGUAAGCUGCGAGAGACGGACAUUGAUGCCAACAGUAUGAUUGCGCCCAAAGAUGUUGCAGGUUGUGCGGUUGGCCUGCACGUAUUCCAUGUGGAAAGACUCAGCGAACACGCCAAGGGAUUCACCAGAUUCUCUAUUGGUUAUGCAGACAUGGUUGCGAAAGCGAUAGGGUGGAAUGUAUUGGGAUGUUCUGCCUUGACAGCGACAAAAGAUGGAGCAAACACCUUUGAGAAAUUAGGGUUCCAGCCCACAGGCUAUGAGGAAUUCUGGAUUCAGAAAAGUGAUGAAAUAUCACUGGUUCCGCUGUAUCCCGGUCACGACAGAUCAAGUGUACUUGCAGAACAAGACAAGAGCUCGAUCAAGGGCCAAGCACGCAUGUCUGUCAAGUUUGCAGAGCAAGGAAUAACAAACCCUUGA
Messenger RNA from Pestalotiopsis fici W106-1, 678 nucleotides. RefSeq lists its product as uncharacterized. The record is from RefSeq and is a predicted model, not a curated record. The transcript is spliced from 2 exons. NCBI's taxonomy places the organism in Eukaryota, Fungi, Ascomycota, Sordariomycetes, Amphisphaeriales, Sporocadaceae. Bases 1 to 678 code for a protein of 225 amino acids.